Mercenaria mercenaria is the source of this 848-nucleotide messenger RNA. RefSeq lists its product as uncharacterized. The transcript has 2 exons. The record is from RefSeq and is a predicted model, not a curated record. Lineage: Eukaryota; Metazoa; Mollusca; Bivalvia; Venerida; Veneridae. Bases 106 to 720 code for a protein of 204 amino acids.
UGUAUAGUAUUAGGACAUUCAGCCUGUAGGCCGGAGUAUAUCAAAGACAUAGCGAAGUCAUUUCCUUAUGAAGAACAAUUCGAAAAAUUGAUGGCGAAACUGUAAAUGUUUAAAUCGUAUAAUACAGCCAAUGAAAUAGCCAUUCAAAAGAAUAGGGAAGAAAUGAAACAAAUGAAUGAAAAAGUGAUAAAAGAAAUUCAACAAUUUAGAUCAGAUAUAAAUAAAUAUUUGGAUAAUGUAGAAGCUAACGUCUUAUCUGAUGUGAGAAAAUUAACCUUAGAAAACACACAAAUACAGAGAAAGCUCGAGAAAGACGUUCAAUCGUUGACAUCUGAAAUCGAAGAAGUAAAGCAGAAGUUAAACACGCAGCUGCAUGGAGGAAAUGCAUUGUUUAUCAAUGCAGUUAGCUGUAAGUCUAAACUGAAUGACAUUGAGAAAGUGCAUACGCGAAUAAAGCAAGAGCAUUCUUUGAAAAGAUUUGAAUUUGUUCCUGACAAGACAGUCUCUGGAAUAUUACAAGCUGCACAAAAGUUUGGGAGUCUGAAGAUUGAUUCCGGUCUCGAUACAAGAGUAAAACCGUUCGAAUUUGCUGUUGGUGCACGUGUACUUCGGGGCCCUGAUUGGAAUUGGGAAAAUGAGUUGAAUCGUCUAACCUUAAAAAUUGAAGACGGUUUUGCAAAUAAACAUCAUUUUCGUUUAAACGGUAUAAAUUGCAAAUAAUGAUUUUUAAAGUUUUGAAUUAAAGCUGUAAUUUGUAAAUACAAACAUUAUUUCUUUAGAAUUGAGACAAGCAAUAUUUCAUCUGAUAAAUUGUAUACCUAGGGAGAUUAUCACUUGCAUGUUAUUUG